Molecule: messenger RNA, 4044 nt
Organism: Epinephelus moara (kelp grouper)
Lineage: Eukaryota; Metazoa; Chordata; Actinopteri; Perciformes; Serranidae
Product: sodium/calcium exchanger 1-like
Exons: 8
Coding region: 86-1087 (333 amino acids)
Biological process (GO): calcium ion import across plasma membrane; sodium ion transmembrane transport
Cellular component (GO): postsynapse; axon; sarcolemma
Molecular function (GO): calcium:sodium antiporter activity
Source: RefSeq, a predicted model, not a curated record
UGUUCAGAUCAAUAUAAUUGAUGAUGAGGAAUAUGAGAAAAACAAGAACUUCUUCCUUGAGCUCGGAGAGCCUCGGCUGCUGGAGAUGAGUGAGAGGAAAGCUGUGUUGCUUCAGGAAGUCGGUGGAUUCGUGAGAACAGGCAAAGACAUCUACAGGAAGGUCCAGGGACGAGACCACCCCGCCCCGUCCACCGUCAUCAACAUCACAGAGGAGGGGGCCGAGGAGGUUUUGACCAAGAAGGAGGAGGAGGAGAGGCGGAUCGCGGAGAUGGGAAGACCCACGCUGGGUGAACACGUCAAACUGGAGGUCAUCAUUGAGGAGUCGUAUGAGUUCAAGAACACUGUGGACAAACUCCUGAAGAAGACCAACCUGGCCCUGGUGAUCGGGACAAACAGCUGGAGAGAGCAGUUUGUGGAGGCCAUCACAGUCAGCUCUGGUGAUGAUGAUGAUGAUGAAUGUGGCGAGGAGAAGCUGCCCUCCUGUUUUGACUAUGUCAUGCACUUCCUCACCGUCUUCUGGAAGCUUCUGUUUGCCUUCGUUCCUCCCACCGACUACUGGAACGGUUGGGCCUGCUUCUGCGUCUCCAUCUCCGUCAUCGGCAUGCUGACGGCUGUCAUCGGCGACCUGGCGUCACAUUUUGGCUGCACCGUCGGCCUCAAAGACUCUGUCACUGCUGUGGUGUUUGUAGCUUUGGGCACAUCUGUACCAGACACCUUUGCCAGUAAGGUGGCAGCCAUCCAGGACCAAUACGCCGACGCCUCCAUCGGCAACGUGACAGGAAGUAACGCUGUCAACGUCUUUCUUGGUAUUGGCGUUGCCUGGUCCAUUGCUGCCAUUUACCACUACUCCAAGGGCCAGGUGUUCAAGGUCGACCCGGGCACGCUGGCCUUCUCUGUCACACUCUUCACCAUCUUUGCCUUCAUCUGCAUCGGCGUCCUCGUGUACCGCCGCCGGCCCGAGAUCGGCGGGGAGCUCGGCGGACCCAGAAUCCCCAAGAUCCUCACGACCUGCCUGUUCUUCAGCCUGUGGUUAAUGUACAUUAUCUUCUCCUCACUGGAGGCCUACUGCCACAUAAAGGGCUUCUAAAAGUUCUGCUUCUGAAAGGUUCUAACAGUUCUGAUGGGUUUCUACAGGCACCAAUAGGUACCUGCAUAUUCUGACAUGUUCCUGUCAUUUCUGUUAUUUGUCUGAAGGUUUGGUAGAUGUCUAAAGGUUCUGACAGUUACUUUACGGAUGGUUCUGAUGGAUUUUUAAAGGUACCAAUAGGUUCCUGCAUAUGCUAACAGGUUCCUAUCAUUUCUGAGGUUCAGUAGAUGUCUAAAGGUUCUAACAGGUUCCUAACAGUUGAUGCAUUCCUUAAAGUUGUAAAGGACAUGUACCAGUGCUAAGAGGCUUCUGAGAUUAGGUUGAACUACUAGUUCUAAAAGGUGUUUUUGAUGAUCUGACAGGUUUAUAAAUGCAGAUUAAUAAAUGUUCUGCUGGACCCUGUGUAGUUCUUUCAUGUUCUUUAAAGAUCUAAUGACUUUAAUGGAUCCCAAAGGUUCCUGGAGGAUUCUACAGCUUCUUGCCAGUUCUGGUGCUUUCCUAAAUUUUCCAAUGGGUUACUGUCAUUAUUUCAAGGGUUUGGAUAAACUUGUAAGGGUUCUGUUGGGUUCUGACAGGUUCUUAGGAUUUUUGUUGUACAUCUAAAGGUGUAGAUAAACAUCUGAAGGUUGUUACAGGUUUCUGACAAUUGAUGGAUUUCUAAAGAAGUUCCUGAAUAAUGUGCAAGGUUCUUAGAAUUUUUCUAAAAUUACAGAUGAACUUCAAGUUGUUUUGCGACAUCAGAGGUUCCAGAAUAUUCUUACAUGUCUCUUAUUUGUUUGAAGGUUGGUCUUUAAGGUUCUUUAGCAUUCGAAACAUGUUAUAUCAUAAUGUGACGGGCUUCUGUAAAUUUUCUAAGCGUCUAGAUAAAGGUUCCUAAAUGUUCCUAUAAUUAGAGGUUUGAGCUUGAAGGGCUGAAACCCUAUUGUUGUUGUUUUUGUGCAGAUGUAUUAUUAUUUUUCUUUAGAAAUAUUUUUACAGACUCGUGUCAGAUGGUUUAUUGUAGAUAUGAAAAUUUCUCCAAUGAUUGGAAGUUGUGUGCUAACGUUGCCCAAUAACGAUGAGGCCGAUCAUCCUGAUGGGGGCGCUAUAAUUAAAGGCCCACUUUGAAAAUCAUAGCUCCAACACUACAAGUCCAAUUUACAUAGAACUUGGCACAAGCAUUCAUUUAUACUCACUCUAUCAAUUUGCCUCAAGAACCAUAAAGAUCCAUCUGACAAGAUUUUUUGCGAUUUUGAAUUUUCUGAGAAACACAUUUGUGACGUCUCCUCCUAAACCAUUGGUCCAUUGUGCACCAAAUUUUCUGUGGAUCAUUGUUGGGCCAACCUUAACAAAACAAAUCAAAACCUUGUUGAUAUUUUGUUGCAUUUUGAAGAUACUGACCAAUGAACUUUAGAGGGGGCGAGGCUCAGCACAUACAUAGAUUUAACUCCACAAUCGUUGGGCAAAUCAUCAUAAAACUUGCAGGAUGUGUCCACAUAAGUACCUGGAACAUAACUUGAAAGUUUCACUCAAACAGACCACUAGAGGGUGCUAAUAAUGCAAAAGAAAGGGGUGUGGCACAACACAGAUCAGACAGAUAAAUCAGAAACUGUCAUCAUGACAAAACUUGCCGGAUAUGUUUUAUAACAAUGUUGAACCAUGUGUGUAAAAGUAUUUUAACAUUGAUCCCUAGGUGGCGCCACCAGUUCCAAACAUGUUCAUGGGCCUGGCACAUAUUCGGCCAUGGUGAACUGAUUUUCAGUCAGUAUUUAAAGGGGCAAGAAACCCAUCCUCUGAUAUGACAGGGAUCAUAAUCCUGACUUUAUCCAUUUCUACUGUAGCAUUUUUCUUAUUGAACUCAAAACCUUUAUUCUAUAUACGAAAAAGAAAGACAAGGAGAACUUGUUGCUUUUUUUUUCACAUGUAGACCACAUUGGAUCGGGUCCAGAUCAAAAGCUUUGAACUUCCUCUGAGCUUGAACCCUGAAAUCACCACUUGCAGCUGUUUUAUCGUGUGUUAUUUGUCAAAAGGUUUGAUAGAACUCUAAAGGUUGUAUCAGGUUCCUGUCAGUGGAUUAAUUUGUGAGGGAUCUGAUGGACACCUAACAGCUCUGUCAGUAUUCUGGCAGGUUUCUGAACUUGUCCUGUAUGAACUCCUAAUAUUUGUUUUGAUGAUGUGACAGGUUUUAUUACAUUUCGAUGAAUCUGACACAUUAACUGUUCAAUCAAUCAAUCAAUCAAUCAAUCAAUCAAUCAAUCUGUUCAGGUCUUUUAGGUUCUUUACAGCUCCAACAGACUCAAAACAUCUUUGAUGUGGUUCCUGACAGAUUCUACCUGUUCUUCACUGUCCUGGUGAAUUUCUGGACGUUAUUGUGGAACCCUUCUUUUUGAGUUACUCUGGUGUCCAUGUCGGACUGCUCUCUGGCUGCUGAGUGACCUCAGAGACUGGACUUUCUUCACCCUCACGUACAUCCCCAACAUUACAGACAUUAACGUGUUCCAUCAAUCCUUCAUCUGUACCUCUCUGCAAUGUUUAACAAAAAAUAACAUUUUAAUUUUGUCGUGUGAGGACUUUGAAUCACAACCACAGUAGCGAUGACGGAGGCAGCUCAGGCUGAAGACUUCUAAAAACCUGCAGGACGUUAGAUGUUAAAGGCGACUGGAGCAGUAGUGUUGCACCUCAAUGAAUAUCUGCACUGAGUUUGAAACAUAGUUGAGUUUGACAAUGGAUCCAGAGUUUGGUGUUGAAGCCAUCUUUAAACUCUUUGAGACUCUGUGCUCGGUCGAGCUGAACCUGAGCUGCUGCAGAUCCAAAAUGUUUGAGGACAUUUACCUGUGUAUGUUUGUGUGUGAGUGUGUGUGAGUGUAUACAUAACCUCAAAGAUCAGUGGGAAGAAGAGACGUCUGUUGUGAUGUUCUGUGAUAUGAUUGGACGAUGUAAACACAGAGUUGUUGGGUAUGAUCUGACGGCAGGAUGUC